This is a messenger RNA of Suillus fuscotomentosus, 659 nucleotides long. RefSeq lists its product as uncharacterized. The record is from RefSeq and is a predicted model, not a curated record. NCBI's taxonomy places the organism in Eukaryota, Fungi, Basidiomycota, Agaricomycetes, Boletales, Suillaceae. Bases 207 to 659 code for a protein of 150 amino acids. The transcript is spliced from 10 exons.
GCACAAGGUACGCAGGCUUAAAAUACUUAAGAAUCCGAUCAUGCGCAGUGCGCCCACCUCAAUUCAAUAUCCAUGGUAUCAUAGUAUCAUGAUCAUCAAAAACACCCUCGCGCUCUAGGCAACUCCGUGUUGCAGUGCGACUCGCUACAGUACUUAUUGGCAACUGCUUGCUGCAGACCUCCAUUUACCCAUUGUGACGCUCGAGAAUGUCAGCCCCAGACACUUUCGGUUUACAGUUAGCCAAGUACACUAACGUCGCUGCAUCAGCAAUCCUAAUUUAUGACUACUUUGUCACCUUACAUUCCGAAGUUCAAUGGACCUGGGGACGGAAGUGGGGAAUCAUCCGGACUGCAUUCACGAUUUCACGAUAUGCACCUUUUGCUGGUGCGCUUAUGACCUCGUACUCCGCUAUCAAGACAUGGGGUAUGCAAGAUUGCGCACCCUUUAACGAUGCCGUAAAUGGCAUACACUUCUUGGGCAUAAUUGCCUCGGAAGGUCUAUUGAUUUUCAGGGUCUACGCCUUCUCUGGCAAUAAGAAGACUUAUCUUAUCAUUCUUCUCUCAUUUGGUUUGGCCAUCUUGGUGACGUGUGCGAUUCUAAGUGCUGCCCCCAUCAAUUUUAACAUCCCAGGAGGCAAGGUCUCAAAGCUUACUUCUUAG